Messenger RNA from Chenopodium quinoa (quinoa), 474 nucleotides. RefSeq lists its product as uncharacterized. The transcript has 2 exons. The record is from RefSeq and is a predicted model, not a curated record. NCBI's taxonomy places the organism in Eukaryota, Viridiplantae, Streptophyta, Magnoliopsida, Caryophyllales, Amaranthaceae. The coding region runs from base 1 to 474 and encodes 157 amino acids.
AUGGGGGUUGAUAAAGUUUCACUGAUGGAUAAGGGAAUUUUCCUGGUUCAAAUAUGGGACUUAGACUUGAAGUAUUGGGGUGAGAAGGCUUUGAGCAAAAUUGUUAGCAAAAUUGGGAAAUUUAUAAAAGUUGACCAGGCAACUGCUAAGAGGGAGAAGCUUCAAUUUGCUAGAGUCUUGAUUGAGGUAAGUAUAUCUCAGGAUUUUCCUAAUGAGGUAUCUUUCCUGAAUGAGAAAGGAGUGUCAACACAAGUGAGAUUGAAGUAUGAUUGGAAACCUGUAAUAUGUUCUAAGUGCAAGAUUCUAGGACAUGGUGUUGAUGCUUGUAGAAAGAGAACGCAGAAGAAGAGGGUGAUACAGAACAAAGCUUGGAUUCCUAAAGUAACCAAGCAGAUAGAGCCUCUACAGAAUGAUGGAAGUGAAAAAGAAGAUGAGGAACAUGGAUUUCAAAUUACUAAGAAGCCCAAGAAGUAG